This is a messenger RNA of Cuscuta epithymum, 3205 nucleotides long. NCBI's taxonomy places the organism in Eukaryota, Viridiplantae, Streptophyta, Magnoliopsida, Solanales, Convolvulaceae. The record is from the annotation of a GenBank genome assembly.
UGAGAACCGUCUUUCAAAAUGCGUGUAUCUACCGCAACACCGACUCCACUCUGUCCACAUCUUUUGUUGCACCCUUCGACAUCUAGAUUAAGAUUAGGUUUAGCCGCUUUCAAAUUGUUUUUUCGAUCUAUCGAGCUUCUGGCAUCGUGGUCUAGCGAGUCUUUGAAGUUUUCUGUCGCAUAGUACGGGUCAUUCCAAGAAAGUAUCUUAAAAGUCUCUCACAAUGGUGAAGUUCACGGCAGAAGAGCUUCGUGUCAUUAUGGACAGGAAGGAAAAUAUUCGUAACAUGUCUGUCAUUGCUCAUGUUGACCAUGGAAAGUCCACACUGACGGAUUCCCUAGUGGCUGCUGCGGGUAUUAUUGCUCAGGAAGUUGCUGGUGAUGUUAGAAUGACAGACACACGAGCUGAUGAGGCUGAACGUGGUAUCACAAUCAAGUCCACCGGAAUUUCCCUGUACUAUGAGAUGUCGGAGGCAGAGUUGAAGAAUUUCAAGGGACUCCGAAAUGGGAAUGAAUACCUCAUCAAUCUUAUUGAUUCUCCUGGACACGUUGACUUUUCAUCAGAAGUGACAGCAGCCCUUCGUAUUACGGAUGGAGCACUUGUGGUGGUUGAUUGCAUUGAAGGAGUGUGUGUACAAACUGAAACUGUCCUCCGCCAAGCUCUUGGUGAAAGGAUACGACCAGUUUUGACAGUUAACAAGAUGGAUAGGUGUUUUCUCGAGCUCCAGGUUGAUGGAGAAGAAGCAUACCAGACGUUCCUAAGGGUGAUUGAGAAUGCUAAUGUUAUCAUGGCUACAUAUGAGGAUCCACUUCUCGGUGAUGUUCAGGUUUACCCAGAAAAGGGUACAGUUGCUUUCUCUGCCGGAUUACAUGGUUGGGCAUUCACACUCUCUAAUUUUGCCAAGAUGUAUGCUUCUAAGUUUGGUGUUGAUGAAUCUAAGAUGAUGGAAAGGCUUUGGGGUGAGAAUUUCUUUGAUCCUUCUACAAGGAAGUGGUCGACCAAGAACACUGGCUCUCCGACAUGCAAGCGUGGGUUUGUGCAGUUCUGUUAUGAGCCCAUUAAGACGAUUAUUUCCGCCUGUAUGAAUGAUCAGAAAGAUAAGCUGUGGCCUAUGUUACAGAAACUUAAUGUCACUCUGAAAUCUGAAGAGAAAGAAUUGAUGGGAAAGCCAUUGAUGAAACGUGUGAUGCAGACAUGGUUGCCUGCCAGUAAAGCACUUCUGGAAAUGAUGAUAUACCACCUGCCUUCACCUGCCAUUGCUCAGAGAUACCGUGUUGAGAACUUGUAUGAGGGACCACUUGAUGAUCAAUAUGCUAAUGCCAUUAGAAAUUGUGAUCCGGAGGGUCCUCUAAUGCUUUAUGUUUCCAAGAUGAUUCCGGCAUCUGACAAGGGUAGGUUUUUUGCCUUCGGUCGUGUUUUUGCAGGUAAGGUCAGUACUGGGAUGAAGGUCAGGAUCAUGGGUCCAAACUAUGUACCUGGGGAGAAAAAGGACUUGUAUGUGAAGAAUGUUCAGAGAACUGUUAUUUGGAUGGGUAAGAAACAAGAAACUGUGGAGGAUGUGCCAUGCGGGAAUACAGUGGCUCUGGUUGGUCUUGAUCAAUUUAUUACAAAGAAUGCUACUCUGACCAAUGAGAAGGAGGUUGACGCACAUCCUAUCAGAGCCAUGAAAUUCUCUGUGUCGCCUGUGGUGCGGGUAGCCGUUCAGUGUAAGGUUGCAUCUGACCUUCCCAAGCUUGUUGAAGGGUUGAAGCGCCUGGCAAAGUCUGAUCCUAUGGUUGUAUGUACAAUUGAAGAGUCAGGGGAGCACAUCAUUGCUGGUGCGGGUGAGCUUCACCUUGAGAUCUGUUUGAAGGAUCUGCAGGAAGAUUUCAUGGGCGGUGCUGAAAUUAUUAAAUCUGAUCCCGUAGUGUCUUUCCGUGAAACUGUUCUUGAGAAGUCAUGUCGUACAGUCAUGAGCAAAUCUCCCAACAAGCACAACCGUCUUUACAUGGAAGCGAGGCCGAUGGAGGAAGGCCUUGCUGAGGCAAUUGAUGAAGGUAGAAUUGGACCAAGGGAUGACCCAAAAGUUCGCUCAAAGAUUUUGUCAGAGGAAUUUGGAUGGGAUAAAGACUUGGCUAAGAAAAUUUGGUGCUUCGGUCCUGAGACCACUGGGCCAAAUAUGGUGGUGGAUAUGUGCAAGGGAGUGCAGUAUCUUAAUGAAAUUAAGGAUUCUGUUGUAGCAGGCUUCCAGUGGGCUUCCAAGGAAGGGGUCUUAGCAGAAGAAAACAUGAGAGGCAUUUGCUUUGAAGUGUGUGAUGUUGUUCUCCAUGCAGAUGCUAUUCACAGGGGUGGUGGUCAGGUCAUUCCUACAGCCAGGAGAGUCAUAUACGCAUCCCAGAUGACUGCUAAACCACGUCUUCUUGAGCCGGUCUACUUGGUUGAGAUCCAAGCACCAGAGCAAGCUCUUGGUGGUAUCUACAGUGUUCUGAACCAGAAACGUGGUCAUGUGUUUGAGGAGAUGCAGAGGCCCGGAACCCCCCUUUACAAUAUCAAGGCGUACCUUCCUGUUGUUGAGUCAUUUGGCUUCUCUGCCUCUCUUCGAGCUGCCACGUCUGGGCAGGCAUUCCCACAGUGUGUGUUUGACCAUUGGGAAAUGAUGACAUCGGACCCGAUGGAGCCCGGAACACCGGCUGCUGAACUUAUUAUAUCAACCCGCAAGAGGAAAGGUCUGAAGCCACAGAUGACACCGCUCUCCGAGUACGAGGACAAGUUGUAAGGCGUGAUAAUGAUGAUGACAUGCUGAAGGUUCAUCUAUCCCUUCAGACAUGCAAUCUUUUCUGAACAUUUUCUAUUAUAAUUUUUGGUGAGACUGUUAUUUUCAUAUGCUGUGACUUCCAUUUCGGUGUAAGAUGGGCCUCUCUUCUUUAGCCAAUUUUAAAUAUAUUCCUGAAUUCUUUCUAUUGACAUUCACUACUGUUUUGGUAGUAGAAAUAUAUCCAUGCAUCUUAUCUUUGUAGAUAUCUGCGUUUGAUGUCUAUUUUUUUUUAAAAGAACAGAAACACAGCUGCCCCCAAAGGGCCAUUAUCUCUGAAUUAUUUGUGUGCGGUGAUUAGCUUUAUUUUUAUUAAGAGAGAACACUAUUGGUUUGUUGAUGAGAGGCGCUGUAAUAUGUGCACUCUUUUUGUACAAACUUGUUUCGAUAAAAGAAUGAUGAAAGUUUUUUUCG